Messenger RNA from Penicillium longicatenatum, 546 nucleotides. RefSeq lists its product as uncharacterized. Bases 1 to 546 code for a protein of 181 amino acids. Lineage: Eukaryota; Fungi; Ascomycota; Eurotiomycetes; Eurotiales; Aspergillaceae. The transcript has 2 exons. The record is from RefSeq and is a predicted model, not a curated record.
AUGGUGAUACUAGACGAAGAGAAGGAAUCUAUCGAGAUACUGGAGCAAGACAUGCAGUCGUGGAUGAAUUUAAGCUUCAAAGAGAUCAUGUCCCAGUGGAUGACUCUCCUGAAGCGGAAGCACAAGGAGGCGAUGAAAACAAAGAAGAACAAUUGUGACAAAAAUCCAGGAAGUGAGACCCGUGAAGUAGAUUACAAUAAUGAUCGCUUCGUAUACGAGUUAACAAUUGGGGAUUGGGAAAUUUCUUCACCAAUUCUUUUGCAAAGAUCGAUGGCCGAAUAUGCUUUUUGGUUACAGCACGAACACACCCGGAGCAGGACAAGAUUGAGCGGUAUUACACAAGAGGGCUGGUACGAAAGGCGAAUGUCCUGGUUUCGUGAGCUGAUGGAUGUUAUGCAAGUGCGGGCCAGUGAAAUUGUCAACGAGAUGUACCGAAUUGACAUCAUAGAGACAAGGUCGGAGAAAGUUGACCAGAAGGUAAUUAUUGAACACUUCCUGGCCUCUAUGAAGUCCACCGCUUCCGGAAGUGAUGAUAAGACUGCCUAG